Malus domestica (apple) is the source of this 1657-nucleotide messenger RNA. RefSeq lists its product as uncharacterized. Lineage: Eukaryota; Viridiplantae; Streptophyta; Magnoliopsida; Rosales; Rosaceae. The record is from RefSeq and is a predicted model, not a curated record.
UGGCCUAAAACCAUGCAGAGAAAUUAGGACCACUCGUGCACACGACAUCUUAUCUUCCCUCGUACCAAUUUUUCGUCACUCUCUCCACAUAAACAAAGGAUCAGAAAAUGCAGAAUUCAAUGGCAUAUACUAUCUAUAGAGAAUAAUAAAUUUCAAGAUGUAAGGGAAGUUAUUAGAAAAAAAAGAAACCAAAAACAAAGCCAAUGGCGUUGUCUCAGUCGUCGCCUAUCCUUCCUCAAAACCCAGCGAGCUUCGUUGGGCGUCGACAGAGAGAUGGCUGCAUCAAAGGUACGAGGAGAUACAGGGCUGGAUUGAGCUCGGGGUACGGCCAUGUGGCGCAGAGCUGGAUUAGGGUUUUUCACUUCCUGCGGGGUACGGCCAUGUGGCGCAGAGCUGGAUUGAGCUCGGGACUGAACCUCCGGAAGCUCUCAACCGCAGUACGACGCUGUAUCGAGGACGAAGGCGACUGGUCCUACGCCUCGGAGUGGCGGGGGGAAGAAUCCGAAGGCCACACCGUCCUCCGCUCCACAUCCGACAAAGGCAAUGGCGUUGUCUCAGUCGUCGCCUAUCCUUCCUCAAAACCCAGCGAACUCCAUUGGGCGUCGACAGAGAGAUGGCUGCAGCAAAGAUACGAAGAGAUACAGGAGUGCCGUCAGGACAGCGAGAGAUUCAGAGUGCUCGGAUAUCAAUGGCGCGCUCUCAGCUUUAACGACGACACCCGCCAGAGCACCGUUAAGGUUUUGGCUGCCUAUCGGCGAUCGGAACCGGAAUCGAUCGCCCUUAUGCAGCAGCCUCAUUGCUUGGCUCUUCCUUAUCUUAAGAGUAUGAUAGCAGCUGGGUUGGCCACUAUAGCAUCUUGUAAUUACAAUCUCAUGAACGCGGUGACUGGGACCGGAAAUAUUCGUAUAUUGUGCAUUGGUCACGGUGGCGGAAGCUUACCGUUGUUUUUGGCUAGUAAACUUCAAGGUGCUAUUGUUGAUGUAGUUGAAAUCGACCCUCUUGUUAUCUCAGCCUCAGUUCGAGCCAUGGGAUUUCCGGCUUUCUCAAUUAUGACUCCAUCAGGCAAGCGUGCCGUGACACCCAACACCAUGGACACCGUUAUGUGGAAAGGCAUCCACGAGAGGCUGUUCCUCCAUGAAUCCGAUGCUGAGGAUUUCGUUCUCAACACCACCAUUCAGUAUGAUAUGGUCUUCGUUGAUGCUUAUGAUGGGGAAGACAUAUUCCCACGCAAGUUAUGGGAUCCACAUUCCCCAUUUCUAAAAGCCCUCAGUAGCCGGCUUCACCCGGAUCAUGGCACAGUUGUGGUGAACCUUCAUUCAGAUUCUGAUAUCUUGAACCCUGACGGUUCUGCACCAUCCGUUCUGCAGCCAACUUUGCCAAUGGGAAAGUACGUCUCGAGGGUUUGCCUGCAGGCAUACAAGGAUGUGGUAGUGGGAGGGAAAGAUUCUGGUUUGGGGUUUACAGUAUCAGUUCCGUGGCUGUGCAAUUCUUCUCUGGUCGUGUGCAGAGGUUUUGUGGUUACGGGUGAGGAUUGCAACAGGGAUGUGAUCAUGGAGACCCUGAUAUCCAAAUCAUUUGAAUUGGAAAAUGUACUAAACUUACCAUUCUCCUGUUUUGAGUAUAUAAAGAGAGGUUUUAUACUUGUUGAUUAAUUUCA